AAUAGUAGUCCAUCUUUACCCUCUCUUCUUCUGUAAGAGAAAAAAAUAAAAACAAGAGGGCUCCCUGCUCGCCGCCGCGAAAACAAUUCUCUUGUAAAGGGUUUUAGCUUAAACCCUUUGCUUCAAUUCGUCCAAAUAUACAAGAAUGGGAAAGAAAUCAGGGAAGUUUAAGAAGAAGGAAAACAACCCUUCAAAGAAAUCAAAAAUUGAUUUUUACAAUGAAGAUGAUGAUAUGAUGAAUGAUGCUAUUGAUGCCUUUCAUGAAAAGAGAGAUAUCAUUCCACUGAAUGUUAAUGAAGAUUCUGCAGAGUCAGAUGAGGAUAAUGAACAUCCGGUGUAUGAUCUUAAGGAGGAUGACGAUGAGGAGGAUGAGGAUGAGGAUGACGACUUUGAUGAUGCUGAACUUACUGGCCUUGGUGCUAAAAUUGCAAGGACACAAAAAUAUUUACAAGCUACUAUGGGUGGGGUUGAGGAUGAAAUGCACGAUGAAGCUGAACAAGAGAAUGAAGAGACACCUCUGUGGGGAAGAGGAAAGAAUAUCUAUUAUCAAAAUAAGGAGAAUGUUGAAGAGUCGAGUGAUGAGGACCUUAUCGCCGAGGAGGAGGCAGAGGUAUUGAGAAUGCAGCAGAAAAAAGCUAAAUCCUUAUCUGCAGCGGAUUUUGGUAUUGAAGAUGAUGAACUCACAUUUGAGGAAAUUUUGGUCCAAGGAAAACCUGGAUCAGCAGUUUCUGCAGAUGGAGAAGCCAAAAAUGAAACUGGUACUGCUUAUGAGGAAGUGCAGAAGGAUUUGAAUGCUUUGACAAAAGAAGAGCAAAUGGAUGUUGUCUAUAGUUCUGCACCUGAAUUGGUUGGUUUGCUGUCUGAGCUCGGUGAAGCGCUUGAGCAGCUCGAUAACAAAGUUAAUCCCCUACUCAACAAGAUUAAUGGAAAGAAUAUGAUAAAAGGCGGGAUGCACUACAUUGAGGUGAAGAAGCUGCUUCUGCUGUCAUAUUGCCAAGCUAUCACUUUCUACCUCCUCCUCAAAUCUGAGGGGCAGCCAGUGCGUGAUCAUCCAGUCAUUUCACGCCUUGUGGAGAUCAAGAAUCUUCUGAAUAAGAUGAAAGAACUUGAUGGAUAUCUUCCUUCUAAACUAGAAGAUUUGUUGCACAAGAAUGUUGACAAUGUAACUGGUGGAAAGUUGGCGGGAAGGAACUUGGAUUCUGAACCUCUCCCCAUUAGUGACAAGCCUUCUGUGGUAUCAACUGAUAUUCAAGAAGCAGAGCCUCAUGAAUCUGAAUUGGCGGAGGCAAAUGGUUCAAAGAGUCCACGGAAAAAGGAAUCAAAACGCAAACGUCAGGAUGAUCAAGUUGGUAUCCAAAGCAUGGAAAUGUUAAAAGUGAGAGCUUCCCUUGAGGAGAAAUUGAAGCAGACAGGUGUCUUAAGUUCCAUUGCACGGAAAAAUGAAAAACAAAACAAGCGCUCCCGACUGUUGAAUGGGCUGUUGGCAACUCCUGAUGAUUUUGAUGAUGAUGCCAUGGGUGCUGAAGAUGAUCGUGGGACACGAAGUUUAAACAAGCUGUCUAGGCUUCUAACUCCUCAAGUAGCAAGACCCAAGGUAAUUUCUGGUGAUGAUGAUUUACCAAAACGAGAUGACAUUGGAGAAAGGAGAAGAAAACAUGAACUGAGAGUUCUAGCCGGAGCUGGAGUUGAACCUUCUGAUGAUGUCAAAGAUGAACCUGGUGACCAUGCAAGCGAUGAUGUUGCUACUUCCGACGAUAGUGAAAUGGACUCAGAUCUGGAAUUCUACAGAGAAGUCGAAAAACAACAUUCAGCUAAGCUUGCUGCUAAAGAAAAGAUGUAUUCCAGAUCCCCAGCUAUGCUGUCAACCCCAGAAACUGUUGUGGAUGGGAAGCGCCAGAUAAAUUACCAGAUGGAGAAAAACAGAGGCCUUACUCGUAAUCGUAAGAAGCAAGAUAAAAAUCCAAGGAAGAAAUACAGGGGGAAACACGAAAAGGCUCAGAAACGUAGGGAAGGACAAGUUCAGAAAAUUAAGAAACCAAAUGGUCCUUAUGGUGGAGAAACUACAGGAAUUAAUGCUGGUAUUAGUCGAAGUAUCCGAUUUAAGGGAUAAGUCAUGCGAUGUGUGGGUUAGGCAUACGUCUCAAGUUCAAAUGCUUCCACAGACAAAAGCUUAUGGGUUAGGCACACGUCUCAAGUUCAAAUGCUUCCACAGACAAAAGCUUAGUAUUUAAGUGAAGGGUAAAGUGUUGUACUCAUUAUUCACCGAGUUCCAAACCUUGCAUAUCACACUGGCCCUCGGGAAUUUCUCGGUUAUGAGUAAAAGUUGCAAGAGUUUGGUUUCUCUUUUUCAGCAAGUCCUCAUUUUGUGGUUAAAAUUAGUCUUUUUUUCUUCCUUCCAAUUUUGUCACCCUUGGAAGAGGGGAGUGGAAAGGCAUAUAUAAGAUGAAUGUGAACUGUUUCUCUUUCUUUAUGUUUCUUAAUUGUCUUUGUCGUAUUGGUCUCAACUUACAUAGUUUUGUAAUGGCUAGCUUAUAAUUUGCUUGUUUUCCGCUCCCUAUUGGUAUUUUUAACUUGGUCCGGAUAUUACGAUUAUAAAAACAAAUAUGCAAAAAUGUAAGGGUGGAUUAAAAUUUCAGUUAGUUAAGGAAGAAAGGACUCACUAAAUCAUGAUUA
Solanum dulcamara is the source of this 2673-nucleotide messenger RNA. RefSeq names its product protein THALLO. Gene Ontology annotation, cellular component: small-subunit processome; nucleolus. Gene Ontology annotation, biological process: maturation of SSU-rRNA from tricistronic rRNA transcript (SSU-rRNA, 5.8S rRNA, LSU-rRNA). Bases 146 to 2110 code for a protein of 654 amino acids. The record is from RefSeq and is a predicted model, not a curated record. Lineage: Eukaryota; Viridiplantae; Streptophyta; Magnoliopsida; Solanales; Solanaceae. The transcript has 16 exons.